AUGGGGCUCGGCAGCUAUUUCAAGGCUAAAAAGCCUGAGGAGGCGGCCGCCGCCUCGGGGUCGGCCCCGACGCCGGCUCCUCCGCGCAUCCAGCGCAAUCAGCCCUCCGCCCUGUCGGAGAAGCAUCCGUCGUCGACCAUGAGCGGCAAUGACAUGGAGCUGCAGCCUCCGACUCCCCGGUUUCACUCCCGCCCACAGUCGAGCUCUGGACGCUCGACGCCCUCAACACGCAGCUCCAUGUUCCUCGACGACAUCAAGCACGAGGUCAUGGUCAAUUACCUGUAUCAGCAGCAGUGUUCUCAACUCUGGGUGAGCGACGGCUCGGGCGAGAUUGAAGGAGUUCUUCUGCGAAAGGCCCGCGGCCACUACAUGGCCUGUCCCCCUCAGCUCGGCAGUUCGCCGUUUGCCAUGGCCUGCGCCGCCAUGAACGUCCAGUGCUCCAUGACUGUCAACUCUCGAGUCAUUAAGACAUUCCUCCAGUGGUCUCCCGAUGCCGUGGAUGUACCCCUGAUGAACGGUCUGCGGGUCCAGAUCCUGCCCACCAUCGACGACCUGCCUCGCGCGCGAAAGCACCAAUUCGCCGCUUUUGUGGCCUCGGAGGGCCUGCUCAUCGUAUGGGACGACGAUCCCCUUCACCUGGUUCAGCGCGCCAAGGCCAUCGAGUCCGAGCUCAUGGAACUCGUGUGGAAGGCCGGCAACAUCGACGAGGAAGAGGAUGAGAAGCGAGGCGGCGCCGUCGCAGAGGCCGAAAUCGACGAGGAGAGCGGCGAGAUCAAGCCCGAGAAGCGCCCUAUCCACCUGCAAAACACGGUUCUCGUCUCCAUCACGCUCAUCCUGGUCACCGUCUCCCUUGGCGCAGCCUGGAGGCAGCUCGCCAUCGAGGUGUCUGUUGACGGCGACUACACUCGUCUCGGCUUGGUCGCCUUGGCCCCCAUCCAGAUCUUCUUCACCCUCUUCUUCGCCCAGGUUAUCGUCGGUUGUCUGGCACAGAUCUUCGGCCCCAUCCGUCAGCUCACCAUCAACUCCAAGUUCUACUCGGCUCGCCCGCCGCCUCGGCUGCAGAGUGCGGUCCUCCCUCACGUCACCAUUCAAUGCCCGGUGUACAAGGAGGGCUUGCAAGGCGUCAUCAUUCCCACCGUCAAGUCCAUCAAGCAAGCCAUGUCCACCUAUGAACUUCAGGGUGGCUCGGCCAACAUGUUCAUCAACGACGAUGGGUUGCAGCUGAUCUCCGAAGAGGACCGCCGAGCUCGCAUCGAGUUCUACGCCGACAACAGCAUCGGUUGGGUCGCCCGCCCCAAGCACGGCGAAAACGGCUUCCUCCGGAGGGGCAAAUUCAAGAAGGCUUCCAACAUGAACUUUGCUCUCAUGAUUUCCUGCAAGGUGGAGGAGAAGCUCCAGGCCAUCAACCGAUCGCCUGAGUGGAGUCAGCACGACGAAGCACAAGCCUAUGAGCAGGCGCUGAAGGAGGUUCUCGAGGAGGAUGGCCGUGCCUGGGCCGACGGCAACAUUCGCGUCGGCGACUACAUCCUGCUCAUCGACUCCGACACCCGUGUUCCUGCCGACUGCUUCCUAGACGCUGUGUCUGAAAUGGAGCAGUCCCCCGACGUCGGCAUCAUGCAGUUUUCCUCGGGCGUCAUGCAGGUUGUGCAUACCUACUUCGAGAACGGCAUCACCUUCUUCACCAAUCUCAUCUACUCUGCAAUCCGAUACACCGUCUCCAACGGCGAUGUUGCUCCUUUCGUCGGCCACAAUGCCAUCCUCCGCUGGUCUGCUAUUCAGCAGGUGUCGUACCAGGAUGAGGACGGAUACGACAAGUUCUGGUCUGAGAGCCACGUGUCUGAGGAUUUCGACAUGUCGCUGCGACUGCAAGUCAACGGCUACAUCAUUCGACUGGCCGCCUGGGCCGGCGAGGGCUUCAAGGAGGGUGUGUCGCUCACCGUGUACGACGAGCUGGCCCGCUGGGAGAAGUACGCGUAUGGCUGCAACGAGCUUCUCUUCCACCCGAUCCGCACCUGGCUUUGGCGCGGGCCUUUCACACCCCUGUUCCGUCGGUUCCUUUUCUCCAACAUCAGAUUUACCUCCAAGAUCACCGUCAUCUCCUACAUCGGUACCUACUACGCCAUUGGCGCGGCGUGGAUCAUGACGGCCGCCAACUAUUUCCUGAUGGGCUGGUUCAACGGAUAUCUCGACAAGUACUAUGUCGACUCGUGGCAGGUGUGGUUCUCCAUCAUCAUCGUCUUCAACGGUCUCGGCAACGUCGCGCUUGCGGUCAUGCGCUAUCGUAUCGGUGAGCGCAGCUUGCUGUACGCUCUCUUUGAGAACUUCAAGUGGACCAUCAUGCUGGCCAUCUUCCUGGGCGGCCUCUCGCUGCACGUCAGCCAGGCCUUGUUGGCGCACAUGUUUGAGAUUAACAUGACUUGGGGUGCCACAAGCAAGGAAGCCGAGUUCUCCAACUUCUUCAUUGAGGUGCCCAAGGUGCUGAAGAAGUUCAAAUUCUCGAUGCUCUUUGCUCUGCUCUUCAUUGCCGGCAUGAUCAUCCUUGCCGUCGCGCCGUUCGUUCCACACGACUGGCGCAUCACCGACUUUGUCGCCAUUCUGCCCAUGGCUACUGUGGCCGCUAGCCACUUCCUCCUGCCACUGGCUCUCAACCCCGCCCUCAUGACCUUCUCCUGGUAG
Purpureocillium lilacinum is the source of this 2676-nucleotide messenger RNA. RefSeq lists its product as uncharacterized. NCBI's taxonomy places the organism in Eukaryota, Fungi, Ascomycota, Sordariomycetes, Hypocreales, Ophiocordycipitaceae. The record is from RefSeq and is a predicted model, not a curated record.